Thamnophis sirtalis is the source of this 1719-nucleotide messenger RNA. The record is from RefSeq and is a predicted model, not a curated record. Lineage: Eukaryota; Metazoa; Chordata; Lepidosauria; Squamata; Natricidae.
AUGGCGAUUCAGGGUUUGAGUGUCUGCACUGGCCUGAGGGAGCCAUCAGAAGCCCAGAGAGAGCGCCGGUGGAUGUCUGGAGGAGGAGAAAUUUGGUGUGAGUGCCAUUUGAAUAAGGAAUUUAGCACGGCCACUAUUUUGAAUACUAACAGUCCUCUGAUGGCAGACAGCACAGCAUCAGGCCAACCUGACAUGGAAGGAAGCAGUCAGGGAGGUUUGCUGACAGUGCCUGGAGGCCCUGAUCUCCUGGCCUUGCCUGUCUCAUCCCAAAGUGGCAGUGCAAAUAAGCUACAUGAUAAGGGCUCUAAGGACUCUAAAUCCUCCAGCAAGGGCUCCAAGUCUAAGAAGGCUUCCAAAUCGGCAGACAAGGAGGCCAACCCCCAGACCAAGGCUGGGCCUCAUUCCUAUUCCCCCACUACCAUCUCAGGCCACAGCCCUCCCUCGCAGUUGGAUUCUGGGCCUGGUCCAUUUAGUCCAAUGCUAUCUAUUAAUAUCUCAGGAUCUGGGGGCAAUCUGUGCUGCCACCCCGUAUGGAACCUCACCUACCUAACAGGCGAUUACACGAAGGUUCGGGGUUCCGGUCAUGGAUCUCUUCACCUCUCCAGCCAAUGUCCAUCUACCAUGGUUCCUCAGAAGGUUCCCCGCAACAGGGGCAGAAGGGACAGAUGCCCUCCACUGGCCCUGGACUCAGGGACUGCUAUACGUCUUCCUUCCACUUCCACUAUUACCCAGGAUCAUACACAGGGUCAUUGCAUCCAGGGCGGAGAUCAUACUAAUUGCCCCGCAUUGGCCACGUCGGCCAUGGUUUGCGGAUCUUCAGACAUUGUCCGUGGAGAGGCCCUGGAGGAUCCCGCCAGACCAAGCAUCCCUCAGCCAGGGUUUGCUGGAGCACCUGGACCCCCAGUGGCUCCAGAUAACUGCCUGGCACUUGAACGGGAAGGUCUGAGACUGGACAGGUUCUCCGCUAGGGUCAUAGAUACUAUACAGGCAUUCAGGCGACACUCCACAGAUCGUAUUUAUAACCCUACUUGGCGGGUGUUUUGUGAAUGGUGUUCUAAUAGGAUAAUGCCGGUUUCAGCCUUGGUUCCCCAAGUCCUGGAGUUCCCCCAGGAUGGUCUGGAAAAGGGAUUAUCACCCAAUACCCUUAGGCGACAGAAAAGCCCCAAAUCUGAAUGGCUGGACUUGUGUGGAGCUCAGAUUGAGUGGACCAAGGAAAAAUCUAGCAAAAAGAAUGUCUUCCAGGUCACAACAGUUUCAGGAAAUGAGGUCCUUCUUCAAUCAGAUAUUGACUUCAUCAUAUUUGACUGGUUCCGUGCUAUCAAAAACACAAUUGACAGAUUGCCUAAAGAGAAGAGUUACAUAUCAAAGAACAAUGAGCUCAAAAUUCAGAGAUCUUCUAGUUCUGAAUUACUGAGUAUUCAUGCCAACAGUAAGGAACCAAAAACAGAAAAUAGAAAAUCUUUAAUUUUCAGGCUGAACUAUAGCAAGUCUGAUACAAAUGACACAAGCCAAGUUAAGAGCAGAUUAAAGAAGUUUAUCACUCGAAGACCUUCUCUGAAAACUUUGCAAGAAAAGGGAAUCAUUAAAGAUCAGAUUUUUGGUGCUUACCUACACAAUGUGUGUGAACAUGAUGGCUCUACUGUCCCUCGCUUCGUUAAAAUGUGCAUAAAAGCGGUUGAGGAACGAGGUGUGUAUUUUGUGAUCUACAUACAUUCUUAA